This is a messenger RNA of Solanum pennellii, 2119 nucleotides long. Its product is annotated as probable (S)-N-methylcoclaurine 3'-hydroxylase isozyme 2. Lineage: Eukaryota; Viridiplantae; Streptophyta; Magnoliopsida; Solanales; Solanaceae. Gene Ontology annotation, molecular function: monooxygenase activity; oxidoreductase activity, acting on paired donors, with incorporation or reduction of molecular oxygen; iron ion binding. The record is from RefSeq and is a predicted model, not a curated record. The transcript has 2 exons. The coding region runs from base 112 to 1599 and encodes 495 amino acids.
UAACUCUUUGUAACUUCAUUAUCUAGCUAAUGAAGGUACUCAAACAAAUCUAGUAGAAAAUUCUACCCAAAAAUAUGUCUAAGAAAAAAUAAACUUGUUAAUUAGUAGGCCAUGGCUCUGCCAUUUGAAAUUCUUUUCCUGCUUCCAUUUUUCCUUUUACCCUUAACUUUUUUCUUCUUCAAAGUUCUCAGAUCAUCCAAAAUCACACAACUUCCACCAGGACCAACACCAUGGCCAGUCAUAGGAAACAUUUUUCAUAUGGGAAAAAUGCCUCAUAUAACUCUGACAAAUUUUGCAAAAAUAUAUGGCCCUCUUAUGUCCCUGAGGCUUGGAAGUCAAUGUCUAGUUGUUGGAUCAUCAUCUUCUACUGCUAUAGAAAUCCUCAAAACCCAUGAUAGAAUUCUGUCAGGGAGACAUGUUCCAAAUGCUGUUCCAGCAAAAAGAUCAGAUCUUGACAAGAUAUCAAUGGGCUGGACUUUUGAGUGUCACAAUGAAUGGAGAUACUUGAGGACUUUAUGCAGAACUGAUCUUUUCUCAGGCAAAGUAUUGGAGUCUCAAGCUUAUUUGAGGGAGAAAAAAGUGAUGGAAUUGGUAGAAUUCUUGAGGUCAAAAGAAGGUCAAGUGGUGAAUAUUGGAGAGCUAGUCUUUGCAACUGUUUUGAACAUGUUGAGUAAUGUUCUGAUAUCUAAAGAUAUGGUUAAUUUGGAGAAAGAAAUAGAAGAUGGUGGGAUUAGAAAUCUAAUAAGGGGAUUAGUGGAAGCAAUCUCAGCUCCAAAUGUAUCUGAUUUUUAUCCAGUUUUAGGUAAAUUAGAUCUUCAAGGUCUGCGAAAAAGAGCUAGAUAUGUAAUGACAGAGAUUCGUUCUAACUGGGAACUGAUUCUUGAAGAAAGAAGGAAAAAUAAAGAGAGUGGUUCUUCUAGCCAACAUGAUUUCUUGGAAGCUCUCCUUGAUAAUGGUCUUACCAAUGAUUGUAUCCACCAGUUAUUUGUGGAGUUAGUCUCUGCUGGUUCAGACACCAGUACCUCAACAAUUGAGUGGGCGAUGGCAGAACUGAUAAAAAAUGUAGAGUCAAUGAAGAAAGUUCAAGAGGAGCUCGAGAUAGAACUCAGUGAAAGUGAUUACCCAAAAGAAUCUCAAUUGCUGCAGAUGUCCUAUGUCCAAGCCUGUGUGAAGGAAACACUUAGGUUGCAUCCUCCAGCACCAUUUCUGCUUCCACAUCGUGCUAUUGAAACCUGCCAAGUGAUGAAUCACACAAUUCCUAAAGACGCUCAAAUCUUGGUUAAUAUCUGGGCUAUCACGAGAGAUCCUUUGAUAUGGGAAGAUCCAGAGAUGUUUAGACCACAGAGGUUUCUGAGUUCCGAUAUGGACUUCAAAGGGAAUGACUUUGAGUUCUUACCCUUUGGUGCAGGAAGGAGAAUAUGCCCAGGCCUGCCAAUGGCUGCAAUAAUAAUUCCCUUACUCCUUGCUUCGCUUGUUCAUUUCUUUGAUUGGGAGCUUCCUCACGGAGAACAUCCCACCGAGCUAGACAUGACUGAAAAGUUUGGAGUAACACUGCAAAAGAAAGAACCGCUGCUUCUGAUUCCCAAGCCCAGAAAAUGACCAUUGAGAUAUACAAUCAGUAUCUCUUAUUUGUGUUAUCCGUUGGAAAGUCUAUCUGCAAUAAAGAACGAUAGAAUGACAACCUACAAAGAAUUUGUUUACCUUUUCCCUCUGUACAAAAUGAACAACAGUUGUGUGUCUAUGACUAAAAGAAGAGCUUUGACAUAAGAACAAUCAAUAAACUUGGCUGAUAAUAAGAGGAUGAACUUCCAUCAGCAUCAAGGGGUGCUUAAACGGGGACUGUGUGCAGCACUGUCGUCCUCUGCUUUGUGAUCCUGUAGUCCUCACAUGAAUACAUCUUCAACAGUUCCCUUUUUGUUAUCCCUGUGCAUUAGAUACAAGUAUUUCUUGUUCUCCUGUAAUAUCGUGUAAUCAUAAACAGAAGUUCUUUUGGUGAUAAGAGACAAGUCAUAGUCCUAUUAAGAUAAGAUCAUGUGUCAAGUUGCAUGAUUUCCAAGUAAAAAUGUUUCACUUGGGUGUACUCUCCUUACCAUUGAUGACAAUGGAAUAGUAUUCACAA